Molecule: messenger RNA, 1092 nt
Organism: Eimeria acervulina
Lineage: Eukaryota; Apicomplexa; Conoidasida; Eucoccidiorida; Eimeriidae
Exons: 3
Coding region: 1-1092 (363 amino acids)
Source: RefSeq, a predicted model, not a curated record
AUGGCCUCAGCAGCAAAAAGGGGAUUGCUGCAGCAACAAAAGUGUUGGUUGCCUUUGCUGCUGCUUCAUCUCUGCAUAACAUUUUCUUCUUCUCUUGAUUUACACAAAAAUAAUAGAGCUGGGGGCCCCUCCUCAGGGGCCCCCCUACUACCUGAAGAUCCUCUGUCUAUUUCAGCUGUACAUACACAUCAAAUAGUAGAGAAGCAGCAAAUAUUGUCUGUUGAAGAGCUCCUAGAAACAGCAGCAAAGGAGCACUGGCAGCCAACGGAUGCGCUGCAACAAAGGGGGGCCUCACUGGGGGCCCUAGCUAAGCUGAAGCAGCAGCAGCAGCAGCAGCAGCAGUUCGUAGACGCAGCAAGUAAAGCAAGACAUGCAUUUCAAGUUUGUCAGGAAGAUCAAACCAGCGAAAUAUGCACAAAGGCGAGGGAAGAAGCAAAGGAAGCGGCUGCUGCAGUUCGGGGCCCCUCCAUUGGGAAGUUUAAGCGGCCUCAGACUGAAGAAAAACAAAAAGAAGAAAAAGCACAAAAAAUCAAAGAAGAUGAAAAAGAUGAAGACAAACAAACAAAGAAACAUAACCCAGACAUAUCCUCAUCUGAAGCAACCCCCAGCAGCAGCAGCAGCAGCAGCAGCGGCAACAGCAGCGGCAGCAACGGCAGCAGCAGCAGUCCAAUUGACGACGGCAUUGCGAUUGACAGCACCGACAGCAGCAGCAGCAGCAGCAGCAGCAGUUUGACGAAGGAAGGCAAGGAAGAAGAGGAGGAUAUGGUGGAGAAUAAAGCAUCAGAGACCUCAGCAUCAUCACCAGCAGCAGAAGCAGCAAAAGAAGCAGAAGCAGGAGCAGCAGCAGAAGCAGCAGAAGCAGCAGAUUCAUCUAUGCUGCAGCUGAGGGGUGUUAUUGGUAGUAUCUGGGACACUUUGUUUGGCGGUGCAGGCACAGGCAAUGCUGAAAACUUCGAAGGAGGCAAUCAGGGGUCUUACUUUAAUUUCAUGUAUCCUUCAGAUAAUGAUUAUCCUUGGGCUUGUGUAUGCGAUGAGGGACAGUAUCAGCAGUGGCUUAAUAAAGAGGUAAUUUCAGGUGUAUACGCAGCUUAA